This is a messenger RNA of Boleophthalmus pectinirostris (great blue-spotted mudskipper), 4945 nucleotides long. RefSeq names its product DAZ interacting zinc finger protein 1 (gene dzip1). The coding region runs from base 412 to 3066 and encodes 884 amino acids. Lineage: Eukaryota; Metazoa; Chordata; Actinopteri; Gobiiformes; Gobiidae. Gene Ontology annotation, biological process: cilium assembly. The transcript has 19 exons. The record is from RefSeq and is a predicted model, not a curated record. Gene Ontology annotation, cellular component: cytoplasm; ciliary basal body.
UCAGGUUCACGGCGCCGAUGACAUCAUACAUGUAAAGUUCCAUAAAGCCUUGUUACCAUGGAAACUCCGGAACUCAAAGCUAAACUUCAAAGCUUUGUGGGCUUUAACUCAAAGCUUUGUUUGGCCUCGGGGAGAUUAUAAGAGUAGGCAAAUCGCAAAUCACAAAUCAAAAAUCACAUAUCGCUUAACGGAAAAGGCACAUUUAGCUGAGCUUGACACAGAGCAAAUCGUACAAAGAUUUCAAACAGUAGACUUCACAGAGGAGACUUUACAGAGUAGAUUUCACAGAGGACGCUCGAGUGUGUCUCCAUAGUAACGGCGGCGUUGUGAGCGGCAAGGGGGCGGAACCGGAGAGAGACGACGGCUGCUCCGUGUCCUGUGGUCGGUAGAGGCGUAAAACAUCAGCCGACGAUGCCAUUUCAAGGUGGCUUCUAUUACCCUUACAACCGUGACAACCAGGGGGCCCAUUCUUCAGCUGGGAUUCCUUCCCUUCUUAAUUCUCCGUUCAGCCAGCAGUCUGUGAAUGGUCAUUGUGCACCAGGUAUGACUCCUUCCAGUGGCAUUUCCACGGCUCCCCUCUUUAGGUUUCAGCCGCGGAGGGAGAGCGUGGACUGGAGACGAAUAAAUGCUGUGGACAUUGAUGCGGUGGUCAGUCAGAUGGAUGUGGCGGUCCUUCAGGACUACAUCAACGCGGUGACGUACUGCAGCUUGGAUGAUGAGCGCUGUCCGCGAUGUCAGAGUCCAGUAGACCCUGCUCUGAUCAAGCUCUUUCGCCUGGCCCAGCUCACCGUUGAGUACCUGCUGCACUGCCAGGAGUUAUUGACAGUGGAAAUGCAUGCAUUGGAGGAAAGGCUUGAGGUCGCUGGUAAGGACCGUUUACAGCUGCUGGCUCAGCAAAAGGAGAAAGAAGAACAGAUAAAGACAUUAAAUGAAGAGCUAAAACAGAGAAAGAAGGUCAUUCGCACACAGCAGAGGAUACUUGCACCAAGCAUCGUCAACAGCCACAAGUGUCUGCAUUGUGAAAAAUCCUUUCUAAAUGCUACUUUUCUCCAAAAUCAUAUGCAGAGACGCCAUCCAGAGGAGUAUGAUGCCAAAUUGCUGUCAGAUGGUGAAAGGAAGUCAGAGAUCGACAGCCUCAAAUCAGAGAUUACUGCUUUAAAGGAGGAGAUUGUUCAGCAGCAAUUGACCCUACAAGCCAAAAUAGCCCAGGAAAAAGAGCAGGAGUCUUUGCACAGAGACCUAACAAGGGAGCUGGAUCGUUUUAAGGCAGAGGAGAUGGCUCGAAUGGACAAAAAGAUUGAGGGUUGUAGAGACGGUAUACGGCGGGAGAUGGAAUUUCUGUACACUCGGAAUAUUCAAGCUCUUAAUGAAGCAAAUCAGCAGCUAUCAACAAAACCAGGAAAGUCCAGUCCUGUGCAAAUGGAACCAGAAAAAGACUUGGACAACUAUAAGGAAAUGCAGAAACAAGCGAUACAUAAACUUGAACAGCAACUCAAGAAGCAGGACAAAAAGUUUGAAUCUAGAUGGCAGGAUAUGAAGGAUCAGCAUGAAGCAGAGAAAAAUCAGUUACUGAACGAGCUCAACAGAAUGCAGAUUGUGGUGUCAGAGCAACAGGAGCACAGCCAGAAGCUCAAGCAGGAGUGGGGCCGAAAACUGCUGGAGAAGGAACAAAUCAUCAAGAACCAGAAGGAGCAGAUAAAGAAGAUGGCGUCUAGCCCACCAGCCAAAGUUGUUGAAACACAAGUUCUACACACAUCUGCAGCACCAGAGCUUAAACAAAAGAGAGUUGUUCUUGAGGAGCCCCCCUCUGCUCUUAUGCUGGAUCCUAUACAGGAGCUGUCAGAAGAGGACAGAGAGUCCAGCAGUGUGUCUGAAGCAAAGCCAGUGGAGAGAAAACCAGAGCCAGCACCAGAGAAGAAAAAGCGGACCGCCAUCAGUGCUCUAAGAAGAAACCCCAACCUCAGGAGAGAGAUGAGGCCAGAGCUGGAGAAAUCUGUCAUUACAAAGCUCGAGAGCUAUGGAGUCAAACCUAAUCGUACUGGACUGAAGACCAAAGAGAUGGAGUCUAUUCUUGUCAAGGUGCAUGCGGAGCGAGAGAGGAAAUUGAAAGAGCAGCCUGAUUACUGGUCUUAUUGGCAGGAAAUUAGCGAUACUGUAGACAACAAACUGGGAUGCCCAAAGAAGAGCCACGAUCACAGAAACAAACAGCCAAUGCAAGUGUUACAGAUCUAUCCUCGUUCCAAUAGCCUGCCUUCCAAAGCAACAAAUGUGAUGUCUGUUUCUUCAGAGAGGCUAUCCAAAACCCCACAGCCCGCCCCGAGAUCUAAGUCUGUGUCACUACCAAAAACCUCCACCCCCAAGGACAAGACCCCGUUGAGAAGAUACCCUUCCAUCUCAGACGAAGAAUCUGAAGAAGAAGAGACAGAUGCCGAGGAAGAGCUUCAAUUGGACCAGAGGAAAAAAUCCAGUGUGGUCCAGAACAGAACCACUCCAGUUCUAACCAAACAGGCCUCAGUCACCUCAGUCAGCAGCCUGCCUACUAGAGGGCUGACCACAGAAGUUACCAAGACAACGGUGAUGAAGAUAGACAGUGAAGAUGAGGAAACGUGGUCCGAAGUUAGCGAGCUCCAGGAGAUCGAUCCUAAAGGGCUUCAGAGCUUCAAAGACCAGAAUGGGAAUGUGGAGAGGAAGAGCUUUGGGAAAGAGAACAAAAUCAGUGAAAUGGGCAAAAAAAUUGAAAAGCAGUUUACAGACAGGCUGGGCAAGAAACCAGCAGGGGGCAUUAGCAUUUUUCCUGAGAGGAAAGAUGAAGUCCAAGAACUCUCAUGCACAGAUCUAGAAGAGAGCAAUGAGUGGGUCUCGUCUUUAGAGGAGAGAGUGUCUAAACCUGUCCAUGGCUCUGUACCACUGAGGAAGAGCCUGGACUCAGCCAGCACCAGUGUGUGGGGUACGUCCACCGGAAAGGGACCCAAGUCAAGUUUGACUGAAGCCAGUACAGGAAGCACUUUGAAGAGCAGCAUUUACUCCAUUAGUGAUGCCAGUGAUGAUGACUUUAGCAAUAAUUAAAUAGAAAAUAUUACGAAGGCCAUAUGCAAAACCCAGUGUUGUGCAUGAACGAGUUCAGUGAACUUUGAACUGAACGCAACACUUUUGUAAAUAAAUAACUUGAACGUGAAUUUGUUCAAAUUAUGUGUGAUGAACGACGUACGUCACUGUUGGGGUUCAGUUAAACGUCGGAAUUUGACGAGUGAAGAUCUGCUCGCACUUCACCUCGCGAAACCACAGCCGCGUGUCAACGCGAAGGCGACUCCACCGGCAGCUUUAGCGGAACGUACGGGCUCUUGUGUCUCUCAAUGGGAAGUCAAUCAAACUUGACUGGGCGCGUUUAGCUGCGUUCUGUACAGGCUGACCACGGCAAACGCAAGGCACUAAUUAACAGUCUAUGUGGAUCUGGGCUCUUUCACAUGAUACACAACUGCCCAGGGAGCACAAUGUGCUGAUGGUAAAUGCACAAAUACAACAAUAAAUACAUGCUCUCUGUGUAUUUUGACGGGGACGCUCGUGUAGAGCGUCAAAAAAUAGGAUGGAUCCUAUUUUCUGAAAUCUACACGCACAGGACGUGCUGCUCCGCGCGCGUAUUAUUUUACUUGGUACAUAUGUCAGUAACGCGCGUCACAAUGCUUUUCUAACCUGGAUUGAAACGGUGGGUUUUUCGUUUUUCUUCAUACAAAUUUGCUAAAAUCACCGCGAUAUCAGCAGCGGUGAAACGCCGGAGGUGCGCCCGCGUAGACCGUGAUCCUGAGCGAAAGGACAGACGCAGAAGUCCGCGCUCCACCGAGAUAAACGCAGCUGACGCCCGAUCGCACUCGGGGUUCUCUCAGGGGCGGUCCUAGAUUCCAAGUUCUAGUCCAGGAUUAGUCCUGGUUUGGUCCUGGUUUAGUCUUGGUUUAGUCCUGGUUUAGUCCUGGUUUAGUCCUGGUUCAGUCCUGGUUCAGUCCUGGUUUAGUCCUGGUUCAGUCCUGGUUUAGACCUGGUUUUGUCCUGGUUUAGACCUGGUUCAGUUCUGGUUUAGUCCUGGUUCAGUUCUGGUAUAGACCUGGUUUAGUCCUGGUUUAGACCUGGUUUAGUCCUGGUUUGGACCUGGUUCAGUUCUGGUUCAGUCCUGGUUCAGUCCUGGUUUAGACCUGGUUCAGUUCUGGUUUAGUCCUGGUUUAGACCUGGUUUAGUCCUAGUUUAGACCUGGUUUAGUCCUGGUUUAGUCUGGUUCAGUCCUGGUUCAGUCCAUAUACGGCGCAAAGGUUCAGCAUCUUAACAGUUCUUUUGGUGAGAGUAAAUUAAAAGUGCUGCAAUAGUCGUGUAAUGUUUUACAUUUUAAAUACAGUAAUAUUGUAAUGUAACAAAUGACUUUGAAAUGACAGUAACAAGUCAUAAAUAACACAUUACAGUUUUAAAGUCACUUGUCCAACAGUGUAUCUUGUAAAGUUGUUGUAAACUAGAAGUCAGUUUGAAAAAUAAAUGCAGCCUUUCAUUUACAGAUCUCAUCUAAAUAUAAAAUGAACUGAACUUUGAACUAGUUCAAAAUUUAAAUUGUGAACUAUGAACGUGAACUAUUCACUUUGAACAAGUGUGAACUGAACUUUGAACUAGUUCAUGAAAAGUGUGAACUUGCACAACACUGGCAAAACCAUGAACCUCAGCCAGCACCGCUACAACUCCUCUACACACACCAAAUAGCAAUAUACUGGAGACAAUAUUUCAAUUUCAAGGGAAUUACACUGUUAAAAAUAUCUUUAUGAAAUAAGGAAAUAACAUACCUUUGUUUGACUAGAUUGCACUAUUCUAAUGUAGGAAUACCUUGUGCCAAUGUUGUACGCCUAUGAACUGUUUUAUUAUUAACGUAAAUUCAAAGGUCACAGAUGAGUUGUUUUUUAGUAAAGACGCAUUU